Molecule: messenger RNA, 2273 nt
Organism: Pelagomonas calceolata
Lineage: Eukaryota; Pelagophyceae; Pelagomonadales; Pelagomonadaceae
Source: the annotation of a GenBank genome assembly
GCGCGCGGCAGAGCAAGCGUAAAGACAAGGCAUCGUUGUACGCUACUGAUAGGCUGCUUCGCAUAAAAGGUGCCUUGCGCUGCGCGCCAUUGCCGUGAGCGGCCACCUAUUAAUACUGAGCGCUGACAAAGGAGUAUCAGGAGUAACAGAGCGCCAUGCCUCCAAAAGACCAGAAGCCGAGCGGGCAGCAGAAGGCGCGCAUGGACGAGGCCAUGCGCGAGUUCGAGCGCGCCGUCGGCAAGGGCGCCGCGUCCUUGCGCAGCCAGGCCGUGAAUCAUGUGAGAGAGGACGAGCAGCUCCGCCAGUCGGCAAAAGAAACAUUAUUACACGUGGUGCGGGCGCGCACGGCGGCGCACAGCGCGGCGAGCAUCGCGCUGUCGCGGAGCGACCCGGCGUCGCCGCGAAGGAGGAGCUUGCAGGAUAUCGGGCUGGUGAGCGGGGCCGCCGCGAACGUGGCCAUCCACCGGAGCGUCGAGCAGAUCAACGAGGAGAAGUUGAGGAGACGGCGGGCGGCGGGCGAGGACGUGGAGGACGAUCGGUCGAAGGGCCAACCGGUCUUCGAGCACCUGGAGCGAUGUGCGGAAAGGGUGAUGGCCGCGGAGCUCGCCGUGGCGAAAAGGGUAGCUGAAGCGAAACGGAGCUUCAAGGAGGGUGCGCGGCGGACGUUGCGGGGCUGUGCCGCGGACGCGGGGCAAGCGUUGAUCCCAGAGGACGAGGAGGAGAAGAGACGAAGGGAGGACCAGCUGCUCGACUCGCGGCCGCCCAUCUUAGAUGCUUUAUUAUCUGGAGACCCGAAGGAGAUCGAUUCGGGCCUGGAGGUGUUGGCCGGUCCCCUCGUACUUUAUUUUAGGCACUACUCGAACCUGUGGCAGAUGAGCCCGAAGAUCAUUUUGAUCGUCAUAUCCCUCCCGAUCAUCGCGGGCGACGUCUUGACGGCCAUCAACAAGGAUGUGUUCGGGUGGGUGCCGCAGCUCGCGAAGAACACGGACGAGGAGUGCCGCGGCCUUCUGGGUACGAAUUUCUUCGCGAUGACGGCGUGGUUGACGGCCCAGGUCGUCACGGACAUUAGUAUCGUGAUCACGCGGGCGAAGCGGCAUAGCAUCACGAAGCCCGUGGUAAGGGCGUUUUUUCGCGGCGAAGGCGUGGAAGCGGCCGCGAUCCGACGGGCACAUCGAGCCAAGCUCUUCACGAGCUUCGUGCAGCACUCCAUCGCGAAGAUUCGAGGAAGGAAGUCGACCCACUCCAAGAAGGAGCAGAAGGUGAAGCGGGGGACGACGAAGCGGCGCGUCUCCGGAAGCGUCAGAAGGGAAGAGCGGCGCCAGUCAAAAUCACCCAGACACCAGAAGUCGUCGGAUGGCGAGGAGACCGAGGACCACCCGCCGCACGCGUUGGACGUCGUGAUUCCCAUCGAGGAGGCGACCGAGCGGGGCGAACGGGCGUUAUUGUGUCUCGCGAGGCUCGAGAACUCGGGCACGCGCGUGCCCCUCGCACUCUUGACGAUUCUCAGCUUCAUGCUCGGCUUGUUUGGGGCUGUCUACGUGCUUUUGCCGGCCUCGAACAACUGCAAGUCGCUCGCAUUGUUUCUGGCGAACGCUUAUGUGGCUUUCUACUACAUCUUCUUCGUGCCGAACCUGAUCGUUUGUGUCGUGUCCGUGACGGAGAUGACGUCCUGGAAGGGGUCGAACAACCAUCGGUUGGAGCGGUUUAUAGAUAGGUACGUCGCGAGAUUAGAUGAUAUCCUGUUCCUGGGCCACCUGCCCUUCUGCGUCUUCUUCGCGAAGCGGCUCAUGCUGAAGACGACGCCGCCACCGUUAGAUGGGGCUCGAUUGCGCGCGCAGCUGCGACGGGACGAGUUCGUCCUGACCGAGCGAAAGAAGCAAUUGGAGGAAGCAAUCGAGGACUGCGAGGACCAGCUCGAGACCGUCGCCACGAUCCGGCGCCGGGCGCGGUUGACGUAUCGCCGGAAGGAAUCGGACGACCCGCUCGGCCCGGUCGAGACGCUCCGCGUGAAGCGCUACAUCCAGCGCGUGCCCAAGAUCGAGUGGCGCCAGUCCUUCGUGCCCGUCUACCGCGAGCUCGACCCGACCGUGCCCGUGGACUGGACGGAGCGCGCGCGCGGCACGGCCGAGGCUGCGCGGCGGCUCUUCACGCCGCGGCGGUCCUUCGACGAGGAGUCGCUCGGCGGCGAGUCGAAGGCCGAGGAGUCGUCCGACGGCGCGUCGUCGACGUCGGGCGACUCGUCCUUCUCCCUGAAUAUGGACUCGCCGCGGUGA